AUGCGAAUAAUUACUGAUAUCAAAGCGUUCAUUAACACGAAGAAGAGCACUGCAUUAUUCGACAACUGCUCAAUGCCUCGUCGUCGUAAACAUACUGACGAUGUUAUAACCGCUUCGUCUACAUCGAUUGAAUCUUUAGAACCAACGCUAAAUAGAUUUGCCGAAGAUACAUCAAUGUUGGGAUUUCGUUAUCUGCACACUAGAUAUAAAACAUGGUUUAGGUGUGUUUGGGCAUUGGUUCUGAUAUUUUUUAUCGGUUUAACAAUCUAUCAAGUGAUCGAGCGGAUUGGUUAUUAUUUCAUUCGCAAUCCGAUUAUCACUACGCGUGCUUAUUACACGCCAUCAAGAAUCGCUUUUCCUACAGUUCUCGUUUGCAACAAAAUGCAACUGAAAUCGUCGAAAAUUGCAAAAUUACAUCCAAAUCUGCUUCGAACGAUGUCACUGAUGUACGAGGAUGAUGGUACACUCACCCGAAACGAAUCCGUUUGGAGAAUGAUCGAGUCGUUUGACAGAAUUGUUCUUUCGAAUGCUUAUAGUAAUGCGUUUCAAACAGUUGAUGACUUCUUCAUGAGUUGCCAAUAUGGUAAAGGAUUAAUGUGCUCAGAUAAUAUUCAAACGGUUCUCACACCGAAUGGAGUAUGCUUCGCUGUAAAGAACAACCUCACAGUCGAGAGACCAGGACCCGAAACGACGCUAUCAUUGCUGUUGAACUUAGAAGUGUAUGAGAUCAUACCUGGUUGGGUUUCCGAACCCGGUGUAAUGGUAUCGAUGUAUGAUCCAUCGGUACCUCCGAGCGGUUAUCUCGGUGAAGGAAUGCACUUGGAGCCCGGUAAAGUGGUUACAAUACCGAUAAAUGAUAUGAGGAAGUUACGAAGACACUCCAGUGAAUGUGGUCGUCAGCAGGUGGGAAAUUUCAAUCGCAGUGAAUAUUCGCACGUUGGGUGCCAAUGGUAUGCCGCAAACAACAACAUCGAGCAAGCUUGUCGUUGUGUAUCGAUGCGAAGUCCACGUCAUCGUCAAACACUCUUCAGUGAGACAUCACAAGUGGAGGAGCAGAAGUUGAACAGCGGUAUCGAGCAGAAAGCACACAAGGACGGUGUAGCAUCAUUCCCGGCAUGCAAUCUCAAACAAGAAUUCAGUUGCGUUAACAAUAUUCUCGCGAAACCAUUCGAUGAGAAGACAUCUGCAGAGCGUGAACAGUGCCCAGAGGACUGCACUGAAGUAUCGUUUACGACGAUCGUCUUCGGGAAUCGUUUGGAUGUGAACGAAAUUGCAAGUUUUCUGCCGGGUGACUGGGAAGAAGAAAAAGAGAAACGUCUAACUAAUUUCCAGAACGCAUUCGACAACCUUCCGAACCACCGGAUUCCCUUGGUUAGGAACAUACAAAAACUUGCAACUGAAGCACAGAGUUUUUUGGAGCAGGCUUUGAAAACCUUUGGAAUCACAGAAAAUAUCACCGAGACACAUUUACCGUGCAUUAUGGAUCAGCAACAUGACCUAGCAACAACCAUCGUUCACUUUCAUGAUAUUGAGCAUAUCUGGGAACAUGUCGCCAGCUAUAUUGAACUGAUAUUUCAAUUUCAUCUUGGUUCGCUGUUUAAAUUACUCCAUAUCGACAUCACUGCUGACUUUUCUCUUUAUUUUGAUAAUAAAUACCGCGACGACGAGGACAAUAAGACUGAUUCAAAAAUUAAAGAGAUAGAAUCUGCAAUAUUCGAUUUACAAUUGAUCGAGUCGUCAAUAAAUCAGCCGAAAAGUGUUUUUGGCUUGAAGUCAUUGAAUUUCGAUGAACGAAAGGCGGUUAUUUCGAAAAUAAUAACCUCGGUAAAGGAGUUACAAGAGUGUUUGAUUGAGAUGCGCAAUGAUUUGGCGAAUAUCAGCGAAUAUCGACGUCAAUGUGUUCAGAUAUUUAAAGAUCAUUACAAUGCUCUACGCGAUGCACGUCUUGUUUCACAACUUCUUUCGACGAAUCUUUUCACCUCAUAUGAAUCGCCAAUGAAAAAAUUAAUUGAAACACUCAAACAUGUCAAAUAUCAAACGCAACCGAAAAUGUUCGAAUGGAAAAAUUUUGACAUAUCACUUCGACAAUUCGAAACAUUGUACAGCGAAGGAGGUAAGGACAGUCAUGAAAUCCAUGAUCUGUUAAAGAUGCGAAAAAUACUUCAAUCCGAUUUAAUUCGUGAGGUCAGAUUUUCGAAGCAUUUUUUUACCUACGAUCCUUUUCAAGAGGGACGCCUAACAAUGAUAAACGAACUCUUAAUUAGUUUCAAUUCGGCGUUAAUGGCUCGCCAAAACUUCCUUAACUUCACGCAACUGCAACCGUUAGCAAAUUCGUCUGAAUAUCAAAUUCAACGUUCCAUCCAGUGUUUACAUACCUUAUUGACAUGCACUCAAACACUCAAGAAGUCGAAUUUUUUGCGUGCUGAAUGGUUGUCGAGAUUACAGCGACAGGUGACAAUCGCGAAGUCGUAUUCACCAAGCCCUCAGUACGAUGAAAUAAAUCUACUCUUCGUAAAGAUAUAUUUUGCUCACUUCAAGCAAGAAGUGAUCACACAAGAACGAUCCUAUAGUUUGUUCCUUCUAUUGGCUGAAAUCGGUGGAACAAUCGGGCUCUACGUUGGUGCGACAUUGUUGACAGUGGCCGAAACAAUUGUGUUCUUCAUUGAGAAGCGAACAAGAAAACUACUUAUUAUGCCAACAGAUCUUUGA
Messenger RNA from Anisakis simplex (herring worm), 2709 nucleotides. The record is from the annotation of a GenBank genome assembly. NCBI's taxonomy places the organism in Eukaryota, Metazoa, Nematoda, Chromadorea, Rhabditida, Anisakidae.